UCCAUUUUCAUGGCAUUUCUGAUUGAUGAUGCUAAAUUCUUAGUGAAUCUGGGUGUGCGCACGGGUUUUACAUUUCAUUGAGCCCUGCUUGUUCUUUGUUCAUAUUGUUUUGCACUAAUUAGGGUGCUUCAUUGCUCAUUUUAGUUAAGAUCCUGAUCUGGGAUUUUGUUUGUGUUUCAAUUAGGGGAAAUUGUGGUAUUUUUGGUAGAUCGAAGGUGAACUCGAUGCAGUGGGAGUGUGGGUGAAUUUCCGAAUUAAUGAUUUUGUGGAUUUUCUAGGUUUGGGCUCCCAAGGUUGAAUUUCAGGACUUUUUUUUGGAGCUAGGCUGUUUCUGUUUGUAUGCUUGAGUAGGUUUAUUGUUGGGGGCAACUGAAAUUCGUGAUGGAUAGCAACAAAGACGAGGCGUUGAGAUGUGUAAACAUUGCGAAAGAGGCAAUUGCAGCUGGUAAUAAGCAAAGAGCCGUGAAAUUUAUUGGAAUUGCUCGCCGCCUUAACCAGAGUUUAUCCGUGGAUGAUCUCUUGGCCGCCUGUGAGGACCUCGAUCCGUCUUCUUCUGCCGGCCCAUCUAGUAAUGCGAAGAAGGUUUCCACGAACGAUAAGGGUGCUGCUAGUUCUGAUUUUAUUUCAAACGGGGAGAGGAAUUACACAGAGGAGCACGUUGUAUUAGUGAGGCAGAUCAAGACGAAGAAGGAUUACUACUCGAUUCUCGGGGUGGAGAAGAGCUGUUCGGUAGAGGAGAUUAGGAAGGCAUAUAGGAAGCUUUCUUUGAAAGUUCAUCCUGAUAAGAACAAGGCACCGGGUUCUGAGGAGGCUUUCAAGAAAGUUAGCAAGGCUUUCAAGUGCUUGAGUGAGGAUGAGUCGAGGAGGCAGUAUGAUCAGACCGGUUUUGUGGAUGAGUUUGAGCAUAACCAGCAGUAUCAGGCUAGGAGGAGGCGGAGGAGAACAGGGAACGACUUCUUUGAUGAUGAAUUUGAUCCUGAUGAGAUAUUCAGAGCAUUUUUUGGUCAACGUGACGCCUUCAGGAAUGCUCACGUGUACAGGACUAGAGCGCAUACUGCUGCUGCACAUCAGAGGGAAGAUUUGGGUAACACGGGCCCUAGUCUUAUGCUUCUUCUCCAGUUGCUUCCGUUUUUGAUAAUCGUUCUGCUUGCUUAUCUUCCAUUCUCGGAGCCUGACUACUCGUUGCAGAAGAACUAUUCUUACCAGUUUAAAAAGAUGACAGAGAAACAUGGAGUAGAGUUCUUUGUCAAGUCAUCUGAAUUUGAUACAACCUAUCCAGCUGGAACCCCUGGUCGGCAUGAAAUUGAGAAUAACGCUAUUAAGGAUUACAAGCAUAUGCUUGGACGUUACUGUCACAUGGAAAUGCAGAGGCGUCACUGGAAUAGGCAUUUCCCAACUCCUCAUUGCGAUAGGCUUCAAAGUUUUGCCUCAUGAAGUAUGAGCAGAUCCUCCAAGUUGAUGACCUCCCAGUUGGAGAUUCACACAUUGUCACAUGCAUGGAUUGACGGAAAUCCCUCGCUGGUAGUAGAACUUGAAAGAGGCUUUCUUCCUCUCGUUUCUAAUUCGAGCUCUUGGGCAUGAGCUCAUUGUUGCCAUUGGACUUGAACGAGGGUUUUUGUCUGAGGAAGGUCUUUUUGCAAGGGAACCAUGCGAUAGUUAGUCAUCAUUUCGUUUAUGUAUAUCAACAUUGCCACACACUGCGAUUUUAGCCAAUAAUAAGGUGAGGUUUGAGAGCUUUUUGUUACGCCAAAUUGGCUCCUUCUCAUUUUAAUCUUGUAUUAUUUCAUCAUCUUUGUUUGUCUUCACAAGUAUGGAUUUGGUAUUACAGUACUGAAAUGACUUUAUUUGAUCGCA
Messenger RNA from Salvia splendens (bonfire salvia), 1854 nucleotides. Its product is annotated as chaperone protein dnaJ 49. Gene Ontology annotation, molecular function: Hsp70 protein binding. The record is from RefSeq and is a predicted model, not a curated record. NCBI's taxonomy places the organism in Eukaryota, Viridiplantae, Streptophyta, Magnoliopsida, Lamiales, Lamiaceae. The transcript is spliced from 2 exons. Bases 382 to 1434 code for a protein of 350 amino acids. Gene Ontology annotation, biological process: cellular response to misfolded protein. Gene Ontology annotation, cellular component: endoplasmic reticulum membrane.